ACCUACAUCGAGCACUUCAGCAAGUUCUCGCCGUCGCCGCUCUCCAUGAAGCAGUUCCUGGACUUCGGCUCCAGCAAUGCCUGUGAGAAGACGUCCUUCGCCUUCCUGCGCCAGGAGCUGCCCGUGCGCCUCUCCAACAUCAUGAAGGAGAUCAACCUGCUGCCCGACCGCGUCCUGCGCAAGACCCUGCCCUCCGUCGCAGCUGUGCAAGGAUGGUACGUCCAGAGCCUGCUGGACAUCAUGGAGUUCUUGGACAGGGACCCCGAGGACCAGGCCACGCUGGGACAGUUCACGGACUCCCUGGUCACCAUCCGCAACCGGCACAACGACGUGGUGCCCACCAUGGCCCAGGGGGUCAUCGAGUACAAGGAGGCCUAUGGAGACGAUCCCGUCUCCAACCAGAACAUCCAGUACUUCCUCGACCGCUUCUACCUGAGCCGCAUCUCCAUCCGCAUGCUCAUCAACCAGCACACUCUGCUCUUCGACGGCAGCACCAACCCUGCACACCCCAAACACAUCGGGAGCAUCGACCCCCACUGCAACGUGGCCAACGUGGUGAGAGACGCCUACAACAUGGCCAAGCUCCUGUGUGACAAGUACUACAUGGCCUCGCCCGACCUGGAGAUCGAGGAGGUGAAUGCCACCAACUCCCAGCAGCCCGUGAGCAUCGUCUACGUGCCCUCCCACCUCUACCACAUGCUCUUCGAGCUCUUCAAGAAUGCCAUGAGAGCCACCGUGGAGAGCCACGAGAGCAGCCCCCGCCUGCCUCCCAUCAAGGUCAUGGUGGCCCUGGGCCAGGAGGACCUUUCCAUCAGGAUGAGUGACAGGGGCAUGGGGGUCCCCCUGAGGAAGAUCGAGCGUCUCUUCAGCUACAUGUACUCCACGGCCCCCACCCCCCAGAUGGGCACUGGGGGGACCCCCCUGGUAGGUGACCCCCCUGGCGUGGGCUUGCCAGGCUCCCCCUCCCCUGGCCGGGCACUGACCUGGGAGGCGGAUUUGGCGGGGCUGAGCCCCUCGUGCCGGGGGGAGCCGCAGGGGGACGCGGAGCCGGGGGAGCCCGAGCCCCUGGCGCUGUCCGAGAACCACGAGAAGGGCAGGAAGGGGGAGCCCGAGGGGCGGCCGGGACCCUCCGCCGCCUCCCUGGGCACAGAGCCGUGUCAGGGGGUGGGGGCCGUGCCCAGGCAGCCCCCCUGCCCCGGCUGA
This is a messenger RNA of Manacus vitellinus (golden-collared manakin), 1203 nucleotides long. It is a transcript of the gene PDK2, whose product is annotated as pyruvate dehydrogenase kinase 2. The transcript is spliced from 11 exons. Lineage: Eukaryota; Metazoa; Chordata; Aves; Passeriformes; Pipridae. Gene Ontology annotation, molecular function: pyruvate dehydrogenase (acetyl-transferring) kinase activity. The record is from RefSeq and is a predicted model, not a curated record. Gene Ontology annotation, biological process: regulation of glucose metabolic process; protein phosphorylation. Gene Ontology annotation, cellular component: mitochondrion. Bases 46 to 1203 code for a protein of 385 amino acids.